AUGGUCGACACUCAUUCACGUCGUACCCAGGAGGCCAGGUUAUCUUUCCCAAUUUUAGGUGAUGGUAUCAAUCAGUGGAACUACAUAGUAACCGGUAUCCCGAAACUUCGACGAUUCCAGUUCGUCUACAACAUUGACGAACAUGGCUCAGCGAUACGAGAUGGCGAUUUCAAACUGAUUCUCGGUAACCCUGACCGCCGAAUACAAGAGGAUCACGGCAAGGCUCGACUGUAUCGAGUAACAGAAGAUCCAGGUGAAAGCAACGAUCUUUCAAAGAUUCAUCCGGGAAUUGUUCAACGGUUGAAAGCCAAAAUAGCCGAACUGCAGAAGUACAUGCGAAAAAACGUCAGGAAACCGUUGAGUUUGAAGGGUAGCCCGGAACGAUUGAAUGGAACCUAUGGGAGUUACUGGUGUACAUAA
Cooperia oncophora is the source of this 420-nucleotide messenger RNA. The record is from the annotation of a GenBank genome assembly. Lineage: Eukaryota; Metazoa; Nematoda; Chromadorea; Rhabditida; Trichostrongylidae.